Molecule: messenger RNA, 1290 nt
Organism: Carassius auratus (goldfish)
Lineage: Eukaryota; Metazoa; Chordata; Actinopteri; Cypriniformes; Cyprinidae
Product: telomerase reverse transcriptase-like
Exons: 10
Coding region: 130-1089 (319 amino acids)
Biological process (GO): telomere maintenance via telomerase
Cellular component (GO): telomerase catalytic core complex
Molecular function (GO): telomerase activity; telomeric repeat DNA binding; telomerase RNA binding
Source: RefSeq, a predicted model, not a curated record
GAGCGAGCCGCUCAACAUGAAGGGGUUUGUUGUGAGGAGCAGGCCGGGGGGACGCUGCAUGAUGCUAUCCUCGUGGAGCGGCACUCGUCUGAGGUGCGAGGUGGAGAUGUGUUUCAGUUCUUCCAGAAGAUGCUGAGCAGCUACAUCAUCCAUCAUGACAAUAAGAUGUUCCGUCAGGUGUGUGGAAUCCCGCAGGGCUCUUCAGUGUCAGCGCUGCUGUGUAAUCUGUGUUACGGACACAUGGAGAACUCACUGCUGAAGGGCAUCGCUAAAGGAGGGUGUCUCAUGCGGCUGGUGGAUGAUUUUCUGCUCAUUACGCCUCAUUUGAGCAAAGCCACAGAGUUCCUGACGACGCUGCUGGCUGGCGUUCCUGAUUACGGCUGUCAGAUCAAUCCUCAGAAGGUGGCGGUGAAUUUCCCGGUGUGUGUGGAGUGGCUGGACUCGGGUGUGAGCGUCCUGCCGUCCUGCUGUCUGUUCCCCUGGUGCGGUCUGCUGCUGGACACACACUCGCUGGACGUCUACAAGGACUACUCACGGUACGACGGCCUAUCGCUGCGCUACAGCCUCACCCUUGGCUCCGCCCACUCACCAACCGCGGUCAUGAAGAAGCUGCUGUCGGUCCUCAGUCUCAAGUGUACCGACAUCUUUCUGGACCUCAGGAUGAACUCAGUGGAAGCUGUUUACAGGAGCUUAUAUAAACUGAUUCUGCUGCAGGCGCUCAGGUUCCACGCCUGCGUCAGGAGUCUGCCUCUGGGUCAGAGCGUGGAGUCGAACCCGUGCUUCUUCCUGAAGAUGAUCUGGACCAUGUCUCGCGUCACCAACAGACUCGUCAGACACAUCAAUAAAGGUCUGGUUCUAGGUUCUCCGGACGGUGGAGGUCUUCUGCAGUACGAAGCCGUUCAGUUGUUGUUCUGUUUGGCGUUUGUGGUGGUUUUCACGCGGCACCGAUCUCUUUACCGAAGCCUGCUUCCUCCGCUACACAAACGAAAGCGGCGUCUGGAGCGCGGGCUGCGCGGCAUCAGACUGUCACGCGUGCGUCAGGCCGCCACUCCCACAAUCCCUCAGGACUUUAAACACAUCCGGACGUAGAGCGGUAAACCUCCGAGUUUCACUCGACGGCAGCUGACUAAACAGAUCCGCACUCCUCGUAAACGCUUGAUGGGUGUCGUUAAACGCGUGGAGAUAAGAGACGCUUGUAAACGACAGUGUUCAGAAGCUCAGACGUUCAUUUCUGUUGUUGUGCUGCAUGUUUCUGUGAUAUUUGCAUGUUGUUGCAUCUGUCAUCUAAAU